CAACAGUGAUGAGCAAAUAUUUGAGGUUAUGGAUUAACUCAGUCGGCUGAGGCUAUCAUGGCGACAAGAAGACGAUACUGCCAGUCCUCCAUUGCCCACAUCUGUGUCAGUUCUUCUAAAAUGUGGCGACUUGUGAGCUUUUUGGUUUGUGUGGCCUCCUGGUACUCACUCAGUGGACAUGCCUUCUCAGUGUUCUCUAGCAGCAAGAAAGCCAACCAAGUCCUGAGGAUUCAGAAGCGAGCGAAUUCAUUCCUGGAAGAGAUUAAACCCGGCAACCUGGAGAGAGAAUGCAAUGAGGAGAUGUGUGAUUUGGAAGAAGUCCAGGAGAUUUUUACAACUCGGGAAGAAACAUUAGCUUACUGGUCAAAGUAUGUGGAUGGAGACCAGUGUGAUCCCCAUCCCUGCCAUAAUGGGACCUGUAUUGACGGUAUUGGUAGCUUUCAGUGCAUCUGCAACGAAGGCUGGGAAGGACGCCUUUGUGGGCAUGAGAUAAACUAUACCAACUGCUCUGUCAACAAUGGCGGUUGUGAUCACUACUGCACUGAGGACCUCACGAAUCAGCGACGCUACUGCAGCUGUGCCCCUGCAUAUCAGGAGAGUGACAACCCUAUGGAGUGUAAGCCUGCGGCAAAGUUCCCUUGUGGAAAACCAAAGGUGAAUUACCCAAUGCAAAGUUUUGAAGAAUUACAAAUUCGAAUCUUAGGGGGGAGGCCGGCCAACAAAGGUGACAGCCCAUGGCAGGUGAUACUGUUGGACCACAGGUUAAAUUUAAAGUGUGGGGGUGUUCUUAUCCAUUCUUCCUGGGUGCUGACUGCAGCCCACUGUGUGGAGCAUACAAAAUACUUUACAGUAAAACUUGGUAAAUACAACAUCGGGCGGCAUGAGAAUUCAGAAAUGGAUUUUAAUAUACAGGAUGCUAUCGUGCACCCCAACUAUACCAAAAGUACAUCAGACAAUGACAUUGCACUGCUCUACCUGGACAAGCCUGUUGUCUUCUCCAAGUACAUCCUACCCAUCUGCCUUCCCAACUUGGGGCUGGCCCAUCGAGAGCUCAUGAAGGUGGGGAGGGAAACGGUGGUAACAGGCUGGGGCCGUCAGUCUGAAGACUCCAAGAACCGCACUUAUAUCCUCAGAUUCAUCAAAAUCCCUCUGGCCUCUCAUGAUGAAUGCUCUCAAAGCAUGCAAAACAUCGUCUCAGAGAACAUGCUCUGUGCAGGAAUCCUUGGUGACAAGAAGGAUGCUUGCGAGGGGGACAGUGGGGGGCCCAUGGUCACAGAAUUCCGGGGUACAUGGUUCCUAGUGGGCCUAGUGAGCUGGGGAGAGGGCUGUGGACGACCAAACAACUUUGGCAUCUACACUAAAGUCAGCCAGUAUCUCAACUGGAUCCACAGCCACAUAAAAGCAAAAGAACGACUCUCAAAGAAUGAGUGAGCAUCUUGGUCUCCCGAAGGACUCAGUGGAAUUCAGAGCCCUAAGUGAGAUACGGGGCCAUCCACUGGCAUGAAACCAAGUACAAAGUUUGGCCAUGUCCACCCUUAUUGGCAUCCUUGUUUUUCCCUUAGUCUGUGACAUCUACUAAGCAAGCACCUGUUAGAGAGAGGAGAUGCCCAAUGAAAUAGAAGACGUGCACCUACCUUUUGGUGAGCUUGCCAUCCAGUCAUGGAAGACACAGCAUCUCCCUACACACUUGACAUCUCCAGACAGAACCUUUGACCUGGUUCUCCCUCAUGCCUGGAAUUUUCUCCCUCUUUUUCUCUUCCUUCUGACAUUCCUGGGUUCCUUCAAGACUCAGAUCAAAUGCCACCUCUGCAGGGGCCUUUUCUGGUCCUUUCAUUCAAAUGAGCCUUCCACUUCAAGGUUUCCUUUCUGCUACUCUAUAUGGAUUCAUCCCUUCUUAUUUACUUCUUCUAUUAGUAUGUAAGCUCCUGGAGGGCAGGGACACUUUUUGUGUUUUUGCCUUUCUUUGUAUUCCCAAGACCCACCUCAGUGCCUGGAGGAUAGUAUGAUAAUAAUAAAUAUUCUUCAUUAAUUAAACGUAAUAAAUGCUUUAUUGAUUGAAAA
Dromiciops gliroides (monito del monte) is the source of this 2061-nucleotide messenger RNA. RefSeq names its product protein C, inactivator of coagulation factors Va and VIIIa (gene PROC). Lineage: Eukaryota; Metazoa; Chordata; Mammalia; Microbiotheria; Microbiotheriidae. Gene Ontology annotation, cellular component: extracellular region. Gene Ontology annotation, molecular function: calcium ion binding; serine-type endopeptidase activity. The record is from RefSeq and is a predicted model, not a curated record. Gene Ontology annotation, biological process: blood coagulation; proteolysis. The transcript has 9 exons. The coding region runs from base 58 to 1431 and encodes 457 amino acids.